UAGUAGUACGGCACCAGGCUACAAGUCGGCGAAAUGGUGAUUGUGAACGUUGAUUUCGGAAAUCACGAUUUAAUAAUUAAAAUUAUUCAUGUUAACUGUAAUUUAUAACUUAUUAAAAUAAUUAGUUGUACGUAAUUGUUUGGUUUUGUUCUCCUGCAUCGGGUAGACAAUUCGUUUUUAGGAAUAUGAAAGUGAUAUUUAGGAUAUUAAGACCCUAUGGACCAAGAAUUUUGAACGAAUACAGUGGCAGUUCAUCGUUUCUGUUCGUGGGAUAUCGGCGUUAUUCAGUGAACACUGAAGGAAAAACAGAAAAAACAGAAGUACCACUCAAGUAUCAGAAUAUACCAAGUGAAAACAUUCGUAACUUUAGCAUCAUAGCCCAUGUAGACCACGGCAAGAGCACAUUGGCUGAUCGACUACUAGAACUGACAAAUACCAUUUGCAUCGAGGAAGGCAAAGCGCAAGUGUUGGACAGGUUACAAGUAGAAAAAGAAAGAGGUAUAACAGUGAAAGCUCAAACAGCUUCAUUGUUUUAUAAAAGCAAAAUAGAUGACCAAUUAUACCUGUUAAAUUUAAUUGAUACACCUGGUCACGUUGAUUUUUCCAAUGAGGUUUCUCGAUCAUUAUCAGCAUGUCAAGGUGUUAUACUUUUAGUAGAUGCUAACCAAGGAGUUCAAGCUCAGACAGUGGCUAAUUUUUAUUUGGCCUUUUGUCAGAAUCUAAUUAUUGUACCUGUAUUAAAUAAAGUUGAUUUAAAAAAUGCUAAUCCAGAAAAAGUAGAAGAACAACUGCGUGUAUUGUUUGACGUUGAGCCAGAAACUGUCUUAAGGAUAUCAGCCAAGAAUGGGACUGGUGUGGAAGAUUUAUUAGAAUCUAUUGUCACGCGAUUACCACCUCCAGUUGCUAAUCGCCAAGCACCAUUCAAAGCUUUAAUUUUUGAUAGUUGGUUUGACAAAUAUCGUGGUGCUGUAGUUCUUAUUUAUGUUCAAGAUGGAUGUGUUAAAGAAGGUGAUAUAAUAACAACUGUGUACUCUCAAACAACAUAUACAGUGAAAAAUGUUGGAAUACUUAGACCUACAGAAUUUAAUACAGGAACAUUAGUUGGUGGACAAGUUGGAUUUCUCACGUGUAAUAUAAGAUCAGCAAAAGAUGCCCAUAUUGGAGAUACUAUACAUUUGAAAGAUGAACCAGUUGAACCAUUUCCUGGAUUUAAACCUGCUCAACCAAUGGUAUUUGCUGGAUUAUUCCCUAUGGAUCAAUCAUUACACAUGGAAAUGAGAAGUGCUUUAGAACGACUAACACUCAAUGAUUCAGCUGUUAGCAUAACAACUGAGUCAAGUCCAGCACUAGGUCUUGGUUGGAGAUUAGGUUUCCUCGGCUUGCUCCAUUUAGAUGUAUUUAAUCAAAGAUUAGAACAAGAAUACAAUGCCCAAGCCAUUAUGACAGCGCCUAGUGUAACAUAUAAAGCCAAAGUGACAUCAAAAAAAUUAAUUGAAAAGUAUGGUAGUGAUGAAUUUUGUUUUUCUAAUCCAUUGGAUUUCCCUGAUCCAACUUUCACUGUAGCACUUUAUGAACCGUUUAUUCUUGGCACUAUUAUAACUCCAGAUGAAUAUUUGGGAGGUGUUUUGUCAUUAUGUAUGGAGAAAAGAGGUGUACAAAAAUCAUCGACUAAUAUUGACAACACCAGAAUAAUGAUUCAGUGUUAUUUUCCAUUAAAUGAAAUUGUUAUAGAUUUUCACGAUACACUUAAAUCAAUUACAUCAGGUUUUGGAAGUUUUAGUUAUGAAGAUCAUGGAUAUGAACUUUCAAAUUUAGUAAAAUUGAGUAUUUUGCUUAAUGGAAAUGUCGUUGAAGAGCUUGGAACUAUAGUUCAUUCAAGUAAAGCUGUAAGUCUUGGACGUAAAAUGGUAUUGAAAUUAGUAGAGAUGGUUCCAAGACAAAUGUUUCAGAUUGCCAUUCAAGCUUCAGUCAAAGGUAAAAUAAUUGCAAGAGAAACAUUAAAACCUUAUCGCAAAGAUGUAACAUCUAAACUUUGUGGAAAACGCGGUGGUGAUAUUACAAGAAAAAUGAAACUUCUAAAACAACAAUCAGAUGCUAAAAAAAAAAUGAAAAUGGUUGGAAAUAUUGAAAUCCCCCGAGAUACAUUCAUUAAUGUUCUUAAACGUUGACAAUUUUAUGUAUUAUUCUAUAUACUGUCAAUUUGAAUCUGUAUGAAGUGUUUAUUUUUGUUGUAAUUUACAAUUAUAAAUAGUAGUCAAUAAAUAUUGUUAACAAAU
Molecule: messenger RNA, 2276 nt
Organism: Melanaphis sacchari
Lineage: Eukaryota; Metazoa; Arthropoda; Insecta; Hemiptera; Aphididae
Gene: waw
Product: translation factor GUF1 homolog, mitochondrial
Exons: 10
Coding region: 186-2168 (660 amino acids)
Biological process (GO): positive regulation of translation
Cellular component (GO): mitochondrion
Molecular function (GO): GTPase activity; GTP binding; mitochondrial ribosome binding
Source: RefSeq, a predicted model, not a curated record